GCUUCACCCUGUCAGUGGGUCUGGGAGUAGGGUUCGCCUGCAUCGCUGUUGUCGCUACCGGCAUUCUCUUCCUUAUAUACAGGAAACUUCAGUCACAACACGACCUCUGGUGGUGGAAAAUUGAAUUGGAUGAACUUCAAAUGAAUGACCGAAAACUUGGCAGCUCGAUUUUCAGUUUCUUAUCUCAGAUGAGCGUCAGGGAGAGAACAGACACGUCAACACAUGACGAAAUCAAUAAGGACGUCGCUGUUUAUAAGGGAAUUCCCGUACGGCUGAAACGCCUACACAUCAAAGACAUCCUGCAGAAUAACAAGGAACUGCUCCAAGAGUUCAAAAUGAUUCGGGAUAUCAACCAUGCCAACUUGGCCCGACUGUGUGGGGCGUGUUUGGAUGCCCGCAGCAGGGUAUUAGUAGGAGAGUACUGUCCGAAGGGAACGCUACAGGAUCUGUUGGGCAACCCCCAGAUUAAACUGGACGCGCAGUUUAAGUUUUCUCUUGCAAUCGACAUCGUGCAGGGGAUGUGCUUCCUCCACGACAGCCAUCUACGUCGUCACGGUCGUCUGAAGAGCAGCUGUUGUCUGAUUGACAAUCGUUUCACUGUCAAACUGGCUGACUUUGGGCUGCAGACGUUGUACAGCAACAUCACCGUUGACAAAUCAUCCCAGGAAUAUCUUAACGGUGCGUCCAGUGAAUGA
Molecule: messenger RNA, 695 nt
Organism: Haliotis rubra (blacklip abalone)
Lineage: Eukaryota; Metazoa; Mollusca; Gastropoda; Lepetellida; Haliotidae
Product: receptor-type guanylate cyclase gcy-28-like
Exons: 7
Coding region: 141-695 (184 amino acids)
Biological process (GO): cGMP biosynthetic process; receptor guanylyl cyclase signaling pathway; protein phosphorylation
Molecular function (GO): peptide receptor activity; guanylate cyclase activity; ATP binding
Source: RefSeq, a predicted model, not a curated record